Pungitius pungitius (ninespine stickleback) is the source of this 2020-nucleotide messenger RNA. RefSeq names its product dopamine receptor D1a (gene drd1a). The record is from RefSeq and is a predicted model, not a curated record. Gene Ontology annotation, cellular component: plasma membrane. The transcript has 2 exons. Gene Ontology annotation, molecular function: dopamine neurotransmitter receptor activity, coupled via Gs; G protein-coupled receptor activity. Gene Ontology annotation, biological process: G protein-coupled dopamine receptor signaling pathway; adenylate cyclase-activating adrenergic receptor signaling pathway. Lineage: Eukaryota; Metazoa; Chordata; Actinopteri; Perciformes; Gasterosteidae. Bases 771 to 1889 code for a protein of 372 amino acids.
GACAAGACAUGUGUUGACUGCUCUCGGGUGCUGCACAUCGAGGGUAUAGUUUGCCUGCAUCUGGUUGCCGAAGGGCCACAACCGCCAGCUCCCAUCACUACUUUUGCACUUUCUCCUGAAUGGGACAACGUCAGCGCGCCGGGUCCAGUCGGAGCGCACAGUCUCCGGGAUUUGGUCAGACGCGGCGGAGGCGGCACGAGGACGCAGCGAGAGGUUGAUUUUGACUGGUGUCAGUGUGUUAUCUAUUGUCAGCGAUGUGGAACCCAUCGAGGACAUACUGGGGCUGUUCUCUAGUUUGUUUUGUCGGACAUGGGGAUUGGGUACCGCUUGGAUUGACUUUACGCUGCGAAGUUCUUAUCGAAGCGAUGGGACGUUUAUUAUGAAGUCCAGCGACAGUGUGAAGAGGACCGCAGAUGACGUCAUUAGGCAGACAUAGGAUGCCUAACAUUACAGCAUUUGGGAACAAACUGGGCAGACAGAAGAACUCAGGUCAUUACACUGAGGAAUGGAGUUACCACUUCCUCUGCAGCUCAAACCAUGUCUAAUCUAAUUCAAAAAGUCCGGGGAGGGGGGGGAGGGGGGGGAAGAGAUGUCCUGCCCAGAGAGGGUUUCCCUCAAACACCUCGCACCUCAAGUAUUCCUCAGAAGACAUAAUCAUGGAGAUAGUUUCCGAGGCUGAAGCACAACGAGCCCCACAGAUUCUGCCCAUGUGGAUAUAAUGUCUUCAGCAUGACUUAAAUCAACUCUGCCCUACCCGCACAUGUCCAGGGAUGGAUAUCAUAAACCUUACAACUGUCACCGACACGGGGUUUUUGGACGAGGCCCCGUCGAGCCGCGUCCUGACUGGCUGUUUCCUCUCGCUGCUCAUCCUCACCACCCUGCUGGGAAACACGCUGGUUUGUGCCGCCGUCACCAAGUUUCGGCACCUGCGCUCCAAAGUGACUAACUUUUUUGUGAUCUCACUGGCCGUGUCAGACCUCCUGGUUGCCAUCUUGGUGAUGCCGUGGAAGGCGGCGACAGAAAUCGCCGGGUUCUGGCCGUUCGGCUCCUUCUGUGACACCUGGGUGGCUUUUGACAUUAUGUGCUCCACGGCGUCCAUUUUGAACCUCUGUGUGAUAAGCUUGGACCGCUACUGGGCCAUCUCCAGCCCCUUUCGCUAUGAGAGGAAGAUGACACCUAAAGUGGCCUAUGUGAUGAUCAGUGUGGCGUGGACGCUGUCCGUGCUAAUUUCCUUCAUCCCGGUGCAGCUCAACUGGCACAAGGCCCAGGCAAACACUUCCCCGUCUCCCACCGGGUCCUCGGGCUCUUCGGCUGUCAACGCCACAUCUUACCGCAGCCCAGAGAACUGUGACUCCAGCCUGAACAGGACGUACGCAAUCUCCACCUCUCUCAUAAGCUUUUACAUCCCCGUGGCCAUCAUGGUGGCCACCUACACCCAGAUAUACCGCAUCGCCCACCGACAAAUCCGACGGAUCUCGGCCCUGGAGCGGGCGGCCGAAAGCGCCAAGAACCGCCACGACAGCAUGGGCGGCGGCUCCAGCAUCGCAGAGUCCGAGAGCUCUUUCAAAGUGACGUUCAAGAGGGAGACCAAGGUGCUGAAGACGCUGUCGGUGAUCAUGGGGGUGUUUGUGUGCUGCUGGCUCCCUUUCUUCAUCCUGAACUGCAUGGUGCCCUUCUGCGAGCAGUCAAGCGGAGGGGAGGCCUUCCCCUGCGUCAGCGCCACCACGUUUGACGUGUUCGUGUGGUUCGGCUGGGCCAACUCCUCCCUCAACCCCAUCAUCUACGCCUUCAAUGCAGAUUUCCGCAAGGCCUUCUCCGUCCUGCUGGGCUGCCACAGACUGUAUCCGGGAGGCCACAACAUGGAGACAGUGAGUCUAAACAAGAAGUGACUAAUGACUCUCUCGCAGCACUGACUCAUCCUUCGACGCCGAGUCCCAGCGCUCCGGUUGGAGGCCGGUCCGACCGACUCCGCGCGAGGACGCCGUCCCUCCGUGCGGACUGACGGAUACGGUGACCCAAC